Molecule: messenger RNA, 1787 nt
Organism: Pogona vitticeps (central bearded dragon)
Lineage: Eukaryota; Metazoa; Chordata; Lepidosauria; Squamata; Agamidae
Source: RefSeq, a predicted model, not a curated record
AAGCAGCAGGGGAACUUGCUUCAGCUACCAUCCAGCCCACAUUGACUCAGUUCACCUUUUCUUUGCCAAUUCUUCAUUUGGAGUUCAGCUAUGGAUCUAGUGUCUCUGGUUAUCAGUGGCGCUGAGAUGAUUUUAAACCUCCUAGUUAUCUUGCUGGACGUCAACUUCUUCCUUGUUUCUACUGUGGUUUCCACUCUGUUCUGGACUGCUGCAUUUAUUUACAACCUGCCCAAUACCUUAGUGGCCUGUGUGGUCCAAUGUUGGAACUGGACUGUUCUGUCUUUGCUAUGCAUCGCUGAAGCUUCUUAUUAUUUGGCUUUUGCUUCUGUGCACACCAUUGCCAACUUGCUUAGGGGGUUCUGCUGCACCAUGGAGAGCCUGAAAUUAGUGGGUCACCUGUUCAACUACAUAACGCUGCGGAGCAAGGAGAUUAUGCACAGAGGUUUUUGGAAUCUGGUUGGAUCUGGCCAGUCCCUUCUGAGGCAGGUGUGUGAAGUAUUUGCCAUUGCUGUGAGCCUUGUGGCUUACUUCAUCAACAGCAUCAUAAACAUCUGCCUCAUUGGUACCCAGAACCUUUUCUCGCUAGGUCUGGUCCUAUGGGAAACUAUUGCUGGCCCAUUUCUCAGAAUUGCAGAGAUUUUUGCUGCCAUUGUUGCACGCCUUUCCAGCAGUGCCAUUGCCAUGUCCAUCCUUCUGUGGACUCCUUGCCAGCUAGUAUUUGAUCUUCUAGCCUCCAUGUGCAAGCUGCUGCUUAAUGACUUCUUCCUUAACCUUUAUGGCUUGGUGUUGCUCACUGUGGUUGUAGCCACCAGCAUUUUAAUCCUUAAUCCUCAACUGUCAUGGACACUGGUGAACCAGGUAUCUGGCUACUUGAACACCAUGCCUUCCUACCACCGCCUGCUCAGGGAUUUACACCGCCUCUAUCAGGUUGUGCUCAUGGCGCUGGAGACAGUCCUGAGCUCCCAGGCUUGGCGCAGGUUGGCUGACUGGAGUCUUCAGAUGGCCAGCUGGAACAGAGGGGGCAGGGGUGCAGAACACCAGGAAGUGAGAGAGCAACUGUUUGUGUUUGGGGAUGAGAGACUAUAUAUAGCUCCUGUGGUUCAGAGACAAGCCGUUCCUGCAGCAGCUCAUCCAAGAAGACAAGGUGGCCAUCAAAGACAGGGCAACAGGGACCAACACAGAACAGACAUUGAUCUGGUGUCAUCCUCGCAAGAGAGUGUGUUCCCAAGGCACUUCCAUCUCCCUCCAGGUGAAGGACCAAGCACAUCGCAGACCAGACCUGCCACGAAAGAGCAACUGAACGCUCCGGAGGAGGACGGUGACCCAUGGCUGCUUCUUAAAGAACAAGAAGAGCGGAAGAAGUGUGUCAUCUGCCAGGACCAAACAAAGACUGUCUUGCUCCUUCCCUGCCGGCACCUUUGCUUGUGCCAAGAAUGUACUGAAAUCCUGCUGCAGCAGGCCAUCUACCAGCGCAACUGUCCACUCUGCCGUCAGAUGAUCCUGCAGACUCUCAAUGUUUACCUUUGAGCAAUGUGUGGGACAGCUUCAUCUGCAUUUCUUCAGUCUCUAGGUGCAUUGGCCGCAGUGUGUGGUCUCGGGCCUUUGUGCCUCUGCCUUUCUGUGGAGAGCAGCUCCACGCUGAUCACUGAGGUCAGCUGCGGCUUUUUUUUUUAUUUCCAAAGAAAUGUGAUAAUAACAAAUACUAUGAAUGGCUUCUAUGCACCCUUUGUUCUCUUUUUCUUCUUGAAAGAGCAGAAGCCUGUCAAGAGUAAAACGAUGAAACAUUA